AUGGCUUCUUCAAACCCUUCCUGGUCGCUUCUGCCUUUUGACUUGGUAGAAAAUAUACUUUACAAGGUUCCGGUCGAAUCUUUGGUACGAUUCAAGUCCACAUGCAAGCAAUGGUGUGCUCUUUUAAAUGACAAGAGAUUCAUCUACAAACAUUUGGAUCUCUCCCGGGAAGGACUCAUCCGAGUCCAUGAUCGUAAGUCGUGUCAAUUCAUCAAUCUUGAGACCUUAUCCCUUUCAAGUCUACAAGGUCCAUCUUAUAUUUAUUCAAUGACUCAUUGCGACGGAUUAUUGCUAUGUGAAUUUAAAUCUGAUGAUAAAGAUAGAAAGUUCGCAGUUUGGAAUCCGUUUUUGAGUCGAGUCAAGUGGAUCAAACCCUCGAGUUCUUACAGCGAGUAUUGGGAUAUAUGCGGUUUUGGAUACGACAAUGUAUCUCGAGACAACUACAAGAUCUUGAGGUUUUGUAAAAUGUCAGGAUGUGAAGAGGUUGAGAUAUAUGAUUUCAAAACUCAACUCUGGAGAAGUGUUGAUUACUCUUGUGCGUAUUAUUGGUGUCCAUCGUGUGACAAAGCUGUGUCUAUGGAUGGAAACAUGUAUUGGUUUUCUGAUAGAAAGAAUACUGAUAAAUCCAUACCUGACUUCUUCAUCCAGUGUUUUGAUUUCUCCAAAGAGAUAUUCGAAGAAACAUGUUGUCUUCCCUUUGUAAAUCGUGAUGAUGAUUGGCUUUUAUCAGGUUCCAGAGGAGAUAGUCUUUCUUUGUUAUCAAAAGAUAAAUAUGGGAAGAUUCAGUUGUGGGUAACAAACAAUCUGACUGAUGAGAUUGCCUCGUGGAGCAAGUAUUUUAAUGUGACUCCCCCAUUUCUCACGAUAAUAUUCCAUGGGUAUUUCAAUACGACGUUCUUCAUCCACAAGACCAAUAGGAUCAUGUUAUGGUGCGAGGAAGAAGAUGUCCAAAAUAAAGAUAUAUACGUCAACGUUUACGAAAUAGGUGAGGGUGUGGUCGAGAAACAAGUUGAGACAUGA
Molecule: messenger RNA, 1020 nt
Organism: Brassica oleracea var. oleracea
Lineage: Eukaryota; Viridiplantae; Streptophyta; Magnoliopsida; Brassicales; Brassicaceae
Product: putative F-box protein At3g22650
Exons: 1
Coding region: 1-1020 (339 amino acids)
Molecular function (GO): protein binding
Source: RefSeq, a predicted model, not a curated record